Messenger RNA from Funneliformis geosporum, 723 nucleotides. The record is from the annotation of a GenBank genome assembly. NCBI's taxonomy places the organism in Eukaryota, Fungi, Glomeromycota, Glomeromycetes, Glomerales, Glomeraceae.
AUGAACAAACUUAUAACUACGACUACGCUUAUUAUUAACAAAAAUAUUGACGAAAACAAUACCAAGAUGAAUAAAAAACCCGAUAUUAGUGACAGCAGUCUUAAUAACAAUCUCAUUGAUGUUAAAUUACCUUUACCUCCAACUUUAACAAAAUGUGAUAUUAAAAAUGCUAUUAAAUCCAACAUUAACAAAGGUAGAGCAAAAACAUUCCCAAACGCUUUUAUCGCGUAUAGAAUGGCGUUAACUAAAGAAUAUCAUAAUAACAACAUAACAUUACCCCGUAUGGGUUUACUUUCUAAAAUCGCUAAAAAGGCUUGGGAGAAAGAAUCACAAGAUAUCAAAGAUAUUUACAAUAAGUUAGCUGAGGAUGCUAAAUCUUUGUAUAAGCAAAAAAAUUUUGAAAUCGUAUUUGAUAAGCGUAUGGAAAUGACUCUAGAUGAUCAACAAAGCGAGAGGACUGACAUGGAAUCGAAUUCCGUCAAUACUGAUUAUUUUCUUGUUGAAAAUACAACCAUUACGCAGCAUACAACAGAUAAUUUUCACCCGAUUCAGGAUUUUACUAGCGACAUUCAUUCUUCUCAUUAUAAUAAUUUUAAUUAUCCACCAGUUAAUUCCCCUAACAUUUCAGAAGUUCCAUAUGAAAUGAAUUCAACGUUUAAUGAUCGAGAAGAGUAUAUUUGCAUUUUGGAACAAACAAUUUGUUAUUUACUUCACUCUAAUUGA